This is a messenger RNA of Anguilla rostrata (American eel), 2052 nucleotides long. RefSeq names its product ceramide synthase 5 (gene cers5). Gene Ontology annotation, molecular function: DNA binding; sphingosine N-acyltransferase activity. The record is from RefSeq and is a predicted model, not a curated record. The transcript has 10 exons. Gene Ontology annotation, biological process: ceramide biosynthetic process. The coding region runs from base 340 to 1515 and encodes 391 amino acids. Gene Ontology annotation, cellular component: membrane. NCBI's taxonomy places the organism in Eukaryota, Metazoa, Chordata, Actinopteri, Anguilliformes, Anguillidae.
AAUUGCUACGAGAGAUGUCGCCUGGGAACAUAACGCGGCCAACAUUAUCCCCCGUGGAUGUAUGAAAAUUGUAUGCUAAACUUUCCUUCUUUACAUUUAAAUCAUAGUUUGGUACGGACAGUGACGUUCAUAUCCAAAAUGUAGUUUGCAACUUUGAGUACGCUGAGCCUCCGGGAGACGGUGGAUGAUGUAGCAGGCAGUAGAGGUGGGGCUUUCCAUUUCCUCAAUCGAUGCGGAAAGAAACACCUCUGCUCAUCGGCACCAUUGUGAAAAAGGGGCGGUCACUCAUUUUUCUUUCGGUACUUCUCCCUGCCUGCCUGUCUUCCUUUUCUCCGCAACAUGGCUGCGUUCUCAGCCUGGUUUUGGAACGAGAGAUUCUGGCUUCCACACAAUGUAACUUGGGCGGACCUUGCGGACCCAGCACCUGGACUGGAGUAUCCCAAAGCAAGGCACUUGCUUUCCGCCCUGCCGCUGGCUUUGGGCAUAUUUGCUGUCAGAAUACUAUUUGAAAGGUUCAUUGCGCGGCCAUGCGCCUACAUGCUGCGGCUCCCCGCCCAGGUGGGCCGGAGAGCUCAGCCCCACGCUGUUCUGGAGAAAGUGUUCACGUCCAUCACAAAGUGUCCGGACUCCCGGCACCUGGACGGGCUGUCCAAGCAGCUGGACUGGGAGGUGCGCAAGGUCCAGCGGUGGUUCCGGCGGCGGCGUAACCAGGACAAGCCCAGCACCCUGACCAAGUUCUGCGAGAGCAUGUGGCGGUUUACCUUUUAUCUGUGCAUAUUUACCUACGGACUUCACUUCCUCCGGCAGUCCACCUGGAUGUGGGACACACGGCAGUGUUGGUACAACUAUCCUUACCAGGUGCUCUCUCCUGGUCUGUACUACUUCUACGUGAUAGAGCUAGGCUUCUACUGGUCACUGGUCUUCUCCCAGUUCACCGACAUCAAACGCAAGGAUUUCCUCAUCAUGUUCAUCCAUCACCUGGCAACGGUGGGACUCAUCAGCUUCUCCUACGUCAACAACAUGGUGCGCGUGGGCACGCUCGUCAUGUGCGUGCACGACGCCUCCGACUUCCUGCUGGAGGCCGCUAAGCUGGCUAACUACGCGCGGUACCAGCGCCUGUGUGACUCCCUCUUCGUCUUCUUCGGCGUGGUCUUCUUCGGCACGCGGCUCAUCAUUUUCCCUUUUUGGAUCCUCAACACUACGCUGUUUGAGAGCUGGGAGAUCAUCGGUCCCUACCCCUCCUGGUGGCUCUUCAACGGGCUCCUGCUGGUGCUGCAGGCCCUGCACGUCAUCUGGUCCUACCUCAUCGCCCGCAUCGCCUUCAAAGCCAUAGUGCGCGGGAAGGUAUCCAAAGACGACCGGAGCGACAUCGAGAGCAGCUCGGAGGACGAAGCCGAAACGGCCAAGGACAAGGCCAAGCUGGCGGCCCGCAGCAGCCCGCCGUCGCCCCCCAAGGGCGAGAACGGGACGAACGGCCACCUCGCCGCCGCGGCCUGGGCGCAGGACCGCUGGUGACCGCGCUGCGGGAGACCGACGCUCAGACUGACGCUCCUGACGGGUCUAUCCCUGACGACACGCCCCUCACUGCCCUCGCCUCCCCUCUCCCUUCCAGACCCAAAGACGACAAAAACAAGCUGCAUUCCUCGGUUAAAAGUUCUGUACCGGCUCGUUACCUCUCAUCACUUCUGUGGCUGAACACACUUGGGAGGCUGGGGAUGGUGAGGAAAGACGGGUAUAAUGGACACUAACGUGUGACAAUCGCUGUGAGCACCAAAAAGAAAAAUGCAAUUAGACAGAUGAAUGGAAUCAGUGAGUGCCUUUCCCCAGUACAGGUGGGAGGGGGGGGUCUCUCAACCCCUCCUUUCCACAUGUGCAGACAUGAUGAAAUUAGUUCCCACCCACUUGUUUUAUUGGUCAGAUCUACUUGAGUUCUUCAUUUUUACUUUGUGGUUCAACUCAUUAGCCUGUUUUUAUUUGUUGCGGUUUCUGAUUGUUUUGUUGAUUUUUAUUUGGAGACCAAAUAAGUUUAUUAAAAUGUUAUUUGAUUGUUCA